AUGGACAAUGAACUCAUUCAAGGACUACAAGAGAGAAUCAACAUACUCUUGAAAGAUCCAUUACUCAAUGACAUUUCCGAAAAACAAUCCCUUCAAGACAUUGACACUUUGAUUGCCAUUGAACAAGGACAUGCCUAUAGAAUUCAAGUAGAUCGUAACCCACUUGAUCCCGUGUAUGUUGUGGUCAGACAAGCUUCUACAGUUCAACAACUCAAGAAACUUAUUCGACUAGAGCUGGAACGCAUGGAACCUCAAAACAAACACGUUAGCUGGAAAUAUAUUUGGCGUUCUUAUUGCCUGAUACUUCAAGGCCAACGUUUAAUCGAUGACAAGGCUGUUAUGAGUCAACUUGGCAUUCGACAGAACAGUGUCCUGAGGUUCUCUCGCCUUGGUCACCAAAAGGGUCAACAUCGAAAGGCCUGGUAUUGGUAUCGAUAG
Molecule: messenger RNA, 438 nt
Organism: Phycomyces blakesleeanus NRRL 1555(-)
Lineage: Eukaryota; Fungi; Mucoromycota; Mucoromycetes; Mucorales; Phycomycetaceae
Exons: 3
Coding region: 1-438 (145 amino acids)
Biological process (GO): mRNA splicing, via spliceosome
Cellular component (GO): U12-type spliceosomal complex
Source: RefSeq, a predicted model, not a curated record